This is a messenger RNA of Symbiodinium natans, 3774 nucleotides long. The record is from the annotation of a GenBank genome assembly. Lineage: Eukaryota; Dinophyceae; Suessiales; Symbiodiniaceae.
AUGGUGAGCUAUGGCAGGUGCAGCCACUUCUCCAAGCUCCUCCCCGGGGAAGCGGGCACCAUCAAGUUCGAGCACGAUGGCGAGCACGGGGGCGCCUUCGAGUUCACCCUGGGAAGGGACCACCUCUUCCUCGGGCAGUACAUGCGUGCCAGCUACUCUUCCCUCUUCGGCCAAGAUCAAUUUGUCCUGGAGUUUUCGGACAAGACCUUGAAGCAGUUCUACUUGGGGAUGCCCCAGCAGUUCAUGGGGAUGACGAAUCGCGGCGUGUCCCGUACUGAAGGUGUGGAGAACACGGCCAUCGUGAGGAGCGCAACCUGCUCCACCAACUCACAGGUGGAGGUUCUCCUUGCACCAGCACUCAGUUUGCACAUCUUCGAGGAACUCGAUGAGCUGGAUGGCUUGCAGCAGCUUGCAGUCGCGGAAACGUGCGAGUUCGCAAAGAUGGAACUGCUCAGCGGCGCUUUGUUCAUUGAGGAGUUCCACUGCAUGCGGGAUGGGCUCGCACACAGCUUGCUUCAUGAACAAGCCUUGGCCCUGGAUCUUUUGAUUGGGGCCUUGAUCGCGAAUGGAUUGUGCGGCUCCGAAAGCCAAAGGGCCGCCCAUCUAUGGCAGGAGAGCCGGGCACGGUUGCCCCCACAGAAGGGCAAGAUCUCGCCCUAUCGUUACUACGCAAGCCUCUCAAAAGACAUGCUGGAGUCACAUGCUGACGUUUGCCACAGCCUUCUGAGAAGCAGCGCUUUGAGAUGCGCCGAGCCAGUCGUGGCGUUUUGCAAGUCGCACCAGCGGUGGCCUCCGCCAGCAAACGUCGGCCUGAAAACGGAGCUGGGCGCUCAUGGCAACAUAGGCUUCGACACGAACGACGCCAUUCUACAGAGCCACUUGCGGAGCGCUGACACCAAGUCGCGGGGCAGCGUCUGCGCUGGGCAGUCCCCCGAAGCUGCAGACAGAUUUCUUCAAGGGCUUGUGCGCUCAUGUGUUGAUGCUUCGUGCCGGGCAUCCAUGACAAGGAGUCGGCUGUUUAAGGGACUGCUUGACAAGUGCAGCACCGAAGCGGCCGGGCCCCUCAGAGAGUAUUUGAGCGCGCACCCGCUCUCGAGAAGAUGCUGCUCAUUGAAGUCUGCACUGCCGGAGUCGGAGGCAACUCGCUUCGAGGUGUUCUGCGCAGAGCUCUUCGACAACCUUGAUCCCGACACCCGUGUACAGAGUGUGAUAGAUUCACUUGGCAGCAGAUCAGGGGAAUACCGGAGUUUGUCCACAAACUCGAAAUCUGGUGAAUUCUUUUUCCUCUCCCAUGACAAGAAGUUUCUGGUCAAGACAAUCUCGGAGGAUGAAGGCAUGCUCCUGUUCCGAAUGCUGCCAGCAUACCAGGAUCAUAUACACUCCACGCCGAACUCACUGAUCGUUCGCUUCGCAGGUCUGUAUUGUGUGACAGUUCCAGGAGGGGGGUUGAGAUACUUCAUCAUCAUGAAAUCUGUCUUUGAUCCGGCCUUCGAAAUUCACGCACACUACGAUCUGAAGGGCUCCCUACACCACCGCAGAAAGAAGAAGGACGAGACGACCGGCAAAGACGAAGACUGGAUUCACGACAAGAUGCAGCUCAGCCCGUCGGAAGUCACAAGGCGGGAGAUGCUAGAGGCUCACGAAGCAGAUGUCCAAUUUCUCCAGGAACACAGCGUGAUGGAUUAUUCCGUCCUGGUCGGGAUCCACCAUGUCGCCCAUGGGUCUGUCAACAGCUCAGCGGCGCCUGCGACUGGCACGUUGUCCUCAUGUGGCACCAAAGUAUACUUUCUUGGCCUGAUCGACUUUCUCAUAAACUUCGGGCUGCGCAAGCAAGCUGAACACCUGCUGCGGGCCGCACAGGGGCAUGGGCAGUCAACAUCAUGUGUCCACCCUUCAGACUACGCCGCUCGGCAGGCCAGGUUUCUGCGCAACAGCGUCUUCGCAAAGCCAGACGUCGACAGAGGAACUGCUGGUUGCUUGGCCCUAAACGUGGUUUCUGCACGGAACCUGAGAAAUGCCGACCUCAUGAGCAAGUCGGACCCAUACGUCUCAGUUCACCUGGGCCUGCAGUCAGCGACCACCCCGACCAUACAAGAUGAUUUGAAUCCUACCUGGAACUGCUCCUUGUCUUUGCCGGUGAACACCAGCCAUUUGUCACAGGACAUUGUUUUUCGGGUCUUUGAUGAAGACCACAUACGGGCGGCUCAGGGUAGCGAUGACAGUUUGGGUCUCCUACGCCUUCCCUUCAACAACGUGCUCCAGCGGGGCGAGGUAGAUCUGAAGAAUAAGCUGGAGGAGACACCCACAGGCGAGCUGCACGUGCGUGUCCGCUUCGAGCCACUUGGGGCUCAGGGUGGUUACCCUGGCAGAUCCGGCGCCAUUGUGUGGGAGUUCUCAGUAAGCCACGGGUUCCAGAGCUUUGACGAGCAAUGCCAGAGAGCCGUGGAGAGCUUGUACCAGGCUUUCCUUCGAGGAGGCGCCAGGAAUUGCACGGUCACAUCGGGAGGUGUGGAAGUCCUUCUGGAUUUCGCAGAGAUGAAGCAAGUUUCACGAGGCGGUCCAUCCUGCCAUGACCCGAUGCGGAAGCGAUGGCUGCUUGGAAGCUGUAUCCUGGUCCUCACCAGGGCAAAGGUGGAUAUUUGUUCAGUCCCACCUGAUGCCAGCGUUGGAAAUGCGAUUGCGGCAAGAGGCCUGCCCGACUCAGCCGUUAUCACCGUUGGUGCUGUCAUUGCGGCUGUGGUCCUGUCAAGCUCGGAGGUGAAGCAGCUGGAGCUGCUCUCCUGGCAAUCCCCGCGAUUGCUGCCAGCAACUCCUGCCCGCAAGAAGCUGGCAGCUGCACUUCUGCUUCCGACGAAGGCGCUUCUGCAGAUGACGGAGCCAGAGCUCCGAGAGCAGCUGCGCGCUUCGGCCGGACUGUCUACCACGGCUUCUUCUGGGAUUGCGGUGCAGGGCAGGAACACCUCUGUCAGAGGGGCCCAAAGCUUUCGAGCUGGCUACACCCAGAUCCUCUCAAGCCUCGAUCUGUUUCUGCCAGCAGCGGCUGCAGUAGCAGCCAUCCUUGCCAAUCAGUCGGCGCUCUCCUCCGUGUCCGUCAGCUCGUAUAGCCAUCCAGCUCAAGGAGAGCCAGUCUGUGCACAUGCAGAUGCUCAUGAUGUGUUCAUCUUUCAAAUUCAGGGCUGCCGUGCGUGGACACACUGGCACCCACCCCUUCAAAGCCACUUGGUAAGUCAUCCUUCAGAGCUUGGGAACUUCAGCUGCCUCGACGGUUUAAGCUUUGCAUCCCGGCGUUUGGAGCUCCACACAGGAUCCUUGCUGCGCAUACCCCGGGGCACCCCUCACCAGACCAGCAGCUGUGGAAGAGGGCCCUCAACCCACUGGGCCAUCAUGGCCAAUCGCACGAGCGCCGCAAGUCUGCUCUUGGAUGUGGCAGAAUCGAGCAACAGGAUGGACGUUUACAGCACUCUUUUGUCAGUGCUUGAGAAAGACACCGAACUGAGCAAGAGGUUCAGGCAAGGACUGCAUCUCCCAAACCCUGCAAGCAAGGAAAAGAUGAACGAGGGCCUUGAGAACGUGGCAGACGGGCUGCUGGCACUUCUGGACGAAGCUCUUCCAGGCCCGUGGCAGGCCCUGGACCGGAAGUCUGUCUCUGCACGCUUGGAGCGCGCCAUGGAAGCUUUGCGGCGCACCCCGGACGCAGCCUCGACUCUGCCGGAACAGUGCCGAGCCGGUCCUCUCAGCCGGUUUCUGGUUAAGGCCAGGAAGAUCGAGCUUUGA